AUGUUUGCAAACCGAAACCACCUUUUUGCCAUCUCUACAAGUAAACUCACAGAGGAACCAAAGAGCAACUCUCUCUAUCACGAUUAUGUGAUGCAAACUGGAUCUUUAUAUUCUUAUUGUGCACUUUCUCCGAUAAACAAGUCGAAUGUGAAGGAAAUUCGGUCGAAUGAAACAGAUUAUGUGAUGGCAAUUUCUGAUUCUUGCCACAAUCAAUAUUCAUCUGUUUUAACUUAUUAUUCAUCAUUUGAUAUAUUUUCUGAUGCUGCCGUCGAUUCGGAUAUUCUCGCACAAACAUUUUCUAAAAGUAAUACGAAACUAUUUGAUCCAAGCGAAAGAAUAAUCAAUGUGGAAAUUGCAUCACAGAAGAAAAUUGUAUUGACCAAUAUGAAAAUGUACAUUGCUCAACAAACUGAUGAGACUUUAAGUAAUGGUGUAGAAUUACCACAAUUACAAGUUGGUGAUCAAGUGAAAUGUGUGAGAACUAGUUCUAGAACUGAGUUCUUUUUCUUGCUAACUGAAAUGGGAAAGGUUUAUGUUUAUGGAAAGAAUAGCAGUGGAGUAUUUGGAUUAGGGACAGAUCAUGAUAUGAACCUUACUAAAUUUACAUUCCACGAAUUUUUAUCAUCCCUUCCAAGUCCAGUUGUUGAUAUUGAAAUGGGCUACUUGUUUGCUGUUGUGAGAUGUAAGAAUGGUGAUUGUUAUGGAUGUGGAUACAAUUGCUAUAUUAAUGUGGGUGCUGAAGGAGAUAGAACAGUUGAUUUGAAUCAUUUUACACUUGUUUCUAAAUUGCAAGGUCGAGUGAAGAAACAUGCUUGUGGAAGUUUUCAUUCAUUGUACUUGACUUUUAACAAUGAAUUGUAUGGAUGUGGUUUAAUGACAGAUGGUCAACUUGGAAAAGUGUGGGAAGAUCAAUAUAAGAAUACUGACUGUGUCAAUUUGGUAAGAAUUCAGUUUGAGAAUGCGUCCCAUUUCAAAUCUAUUUGUUGCUCUGGAUAUUCCUCCUUUGCUCUUUCACAAAAUAAUGAGCUAUUGCAUUUUGGUAAGAGUAGUAGUAACGUGAAACAUCAUAGUAUUCUCCGAAAGACUGAACACCUCACAUUCGUUCCAUUAUUUAAUGCUCAUGAAUUAAUUGGAGAUUUCGGAAGAAAACCAGAUGAAAUUGUAGAUUUGGCAGUAAUGAAAGGAAAUGAUUUAUAUUGUGGAAUGAUUAUGUGUAGAGAAGGAAUUCAAAAAGGAAUAAUUGAAAUGGAAAAUUAUUUACGGAGAUUUGCUGUGCACAAUGGAGCCAUGACUUUGAGUGAUGUCACUUUGCAUUUCUAA
This is a messenger RNA of Naegleria gruberi, 1320 nucleotides long. RefSeq lists its product as uncharacterized. The record is from RefSeq and is a predicted model, not a curated record. The transcript is spliced from 4 exons. NCBI's taxonomy places the organism in Eukaryota, Heterolobosea, Eutetramitea, Acrasida, Naegleriidae. The coding region runs from base 1 to 1320 and encodes 439 amino acids.